AUGCCAGCUGAGCUAACACUGUGGCGAUGGCUUGGAGCUGGGCGGAGGAAGCUGAGCGGAGCCAGCGGAGCCCCCGAAAACGUUGAAAGUGAUACGGACGACACGUACGACGUACGCGCUGAGACUUCUGAAGCGUGUCGCGCUGGACGCUCCGGGUUGCAACUGGUUGGAGCGGUGCCGAUGUACCUCAAGAUUCACAGCGAGGGCGAAUUCUGCGAGGAGGCAGACUUCAUCGAGGCUUCGAUGAAGCACAACAUGUCCCACUACCCACGGCUUUUUGUGGGCAUACCUUUCACACCUCAUCGGGGACGGCGCUUCAUCACAGCGGCCUGGCUGUCUGCGGAGGAACGCGCUGAGGUGCAGAGAGAACUGAUGCAGGGGGUGCGUGCCAUUUCAGUUCGAGCCAACGUUGGCGUUAACGUCGGCUUUCCUACCGAGGACGAGGGACAGGUUUUGACGCAGCAGGGCUUCAUUGCGCGUACGGCCCGACAAGCUUGGUGGAGCAAUCGGAGGCCAAAGCCCUACAAAGACUUCCGGGAUUUCUUGCGAACGCUUCGCCUGAAGAGAGCACGUGAAAUCGCCAAGCAACGGGCUGCCUUGAGAGAUGCCAAUGUGCAGACCAUGGUGAUCGAUGGCAGUUUGGAUCCUGAUGCCGUCACCCCUGAGUUGAUGUCUGAAGUGUUCCAUUCAUGCUACGUGCCUACGCAGCUGAAGAAUGGUAAUGUGGAGACCAGCAACGGGGAGUAUAGGUUUGAUUUGACCGAAGACUUUUUCUGUUCUCUUGGAGAACGUAUUCCACAUCGAGUCCUCCUGAUUCUUGCGAGAGAGAAUGAUGGCCGCCUGCUGGGCGGCUCGCUCUGUUUCGUCAAGGAUGGGUGCAUUUAUGGUCGCUACUGGGGGUCUGCAGAAACCGAGCUUGACCUGCCGUUUCUACACUUCGAAUGCUGCUACUACUCUGCCAUUGAACAUGCCAUUGCCCACGGCUACGAGCGCAUAGAGCCUGGGAAUGGUGGAGGUCAAGUCUACAAGGUGCAGCGGCGCAGAGGCUUUGAACCUGUUCCCACUUGCUCCUUUCACUUCAUUCCAGACCUGGCCCUCCGGGAGGAGGUCGCCGAGCUGGCGCGCUGUGCAGCCGAAGGACAGAGCGCCUCGGCCUCAGCUUUGGCUCAAGAGAAACCGAGAGACGACUCGACUUUUCGAGUCGUGUCCGGAUGUGCAGAACUCGUGCCGGUAUCCCUUGAUGGGGUCUUUUCUGUCCGGACAGAAGCACUUCUCACACGGAUCUUUGGUCGCGAGCCCAGUGUCUUUCGGUGUCCCGUCAAUGGCGGUGAGAGAGCGGUGCAUGUGAGGUUGGGCACUGGAAGGCAGGGAAAAACCUUAUUGGUGAGGGGCAAGUCUGAGCAGAAGAACCUCUUCGUCGCCAAGGAAAGCCACGAAAAGGAUCCCAUUGCUAUAGCAGACUUGCGCAAAGAGUUUGACUACUUGAAGUGUCUGCAACACCCCAACAUUUCAAAGGUGGUGGAGUUGGUGCUGGGCAAAGAGUUGGAAAAUGGCCAAUGGACGGAUCGCCGUUAUGUGAUUUCGGAGUUGGCG
Messenger RNA from Cladocopium goreaui, 1593 nucleotides. The record is from the annotation of a GenBank genome assembly. NCBI's taxonomy places the organism in Eukaryota, Dinophyceae, Suessiales, Symbiodiniaceae.